AGGUACCUCCUUCCUGGACAGGCUGCACACCAGCCGCGUAUUGAUUGAAGCUUCAGAAGCUUCCAACUUCCACUUAUACAAUAUUAACAUCAUAACCAUAAACACCACCAAUUUCGACCCAUUCUCGCCUAUACAUAAUUCCCGCAGAGUCUACAUACAAAACACAGCCUAGAGAAAUAUCAUGAACGUCGACACCAUCGCCGAUUUCCUGGCCGACCAGCGGGACGAGACCCCGGACGAGCUCCAGUACCUCAUCAUCCAGUUCGAGAACUUCUGGGAGCGCAAGUUAUGGCACCAGCUUACCGACGCUCUGAUCGAGUUCUUCGCCAACCCCAAGAGCGAGCCCCAGCGCCUCAAGUUCUACAAGGUCUUCAUAUUAAAGUUUGCUGAUAAGAUCAACCAACUGAAGCUUGUCGACCUGGGCUUGAAGGCCGCUACCCAAUGCAAAGAUGACCAAGAACGUCUCACCUUCCUAUCCGACCUCGCCAAGAAGGCCGACCACGAGGACUCCCAAGACGCUUUCGUUUAUGCCCUAGCCGCCGUCGCCCGCGUGGAGUUGAACCUGCGGGACCUCGAGGCCUCGCGCCGGGAUCUGGAUAAGGCCGAACGCAUCCUCGACUCCUUCGACAGCGUAGAAACCAAGGUCCACGCUGCCUUCUACCAGGUCAACGCCGACUACUACCAAGCUAAGGCCGACUUCGCAUCCUACUACCGCAACGCCCUCCUCUACCUCGCCUGCAUCGACCUGUCCUCUCUCUCCCCCGACGAGCGCCGCGCUCGGGCCUACGACCUGGGCAUCGCCGCUCUAGUCUCUGACUCCAUCUACAACUUCGGCGAGCUGCUGCAACACCCUAUCCUCGCUGCCCUAACCGGCGACGUUGCUUGGCUGCAGGAGUUACUACUAGCUUUUAACCGCGGCGACCUAGUUGCGUACGACGUCUUAUCAGGCCACAUCUCCUCCAACCCGCUCCUGAAAGAACACCUCGAGGAUAUCCGCCAGAAGAUCUACCUCGCGGCCUUAACCGAAAGCGUAUUCCGCCGGCCCCCGCAUCAGCGUGCCAUGAGCUUCGGCACCAUAUCCGCCGACACCAAGGUCCGCAAGAACGAGAUCGAGCACUUGGUCAUGAAGGCCCUCAGCCUGGGUUUAGUCCGCGGCACCAUCGACGAGGUCGACGAGCUGGUCAACUUCACCUGGGUGCAACCGCGUGUGCUUGACAUGGCGCAGAUCGCCAGCAUGAACCAGCGCCUGGGCGAGUGGGGCGAGAACGUCAAUAAGCUGGGCAACUGGAUCGAAGCUACAGGGCAGGACAUCUGGGCCCCUUGAUUUGCCCAUCUAUCUG
Daldinia decipiens is the source of this 1340-nucleotide messenger RNA. RefSeq lists its product as uncharacterized. The record is from RefSeq and is a predicted model, not a curated record. The transcript is spliced from 2 exons. Gene Ontology annotation, cellular component: nucleus; cytosol; proteasome regulatory particle, lid subcomplex. Gene Ontology annotation, biological process: ubiquitin-dependent protein catabolic process. Gene Ontology annotation, molecular function: structural molecule activity. The coding region runs from base 182 to 1324 and encodes 380 amino acids. NCBI's taxonomy places the organism in Eukaryota, Fungi, Ascomycota, Sordariomycetes, Xylariales, Hypoxylaceae.